Mytilus trossulus (common blue mussel) is the source of this 960-nucleotide messenger RNA. Its product is annotated as huntingtin-interacting protein K-like. Gene Ontology annotation, biological process: protein stabilization; negative regulation of apoptotic process. The transcript is spliced from 3 exons. Bases 126 to 482 code for a protein of 118 amino acids. Lineage: Eukaryota; Metazoa; Mollusca; Bivalvia; Mytilida; Mytilidae. The record is from RefSeq and is a predicted model, not a curated record.
AUUUUAGUCGGUAUUCGGAUAUUUUCUACAUAGUUGUCGUUCUUAGAAAACAACACAUGUGAAAAUACCGAAAAGAAAACCACAAGUUAUUUUUGCAUUGAAAGGGUUGAUUUCCAAGUAAUAACAUGACAACUGAAGAAGAACAAGUAGAGGAGCCUGAUCAAGAAGAUGACAGUAAAAAGGACAAAUCAAAGAAACACGAUUCAGGGGCUGCAGAUUUAGAAAAAGUCACUGAUUUUGUCGAGGAAACGGAAAUCUCUGCACAAAGCAUUGGCGAUGCUAUGAACAAAUUAACAGAGAAAAAGACCAAAGAAAGAGCCGAGUUCAUUGCAAGAGAGAAAGAAUUGUCAAAGAUAAAAAUAAGUAAAGAGGAUGUGGAUUUAAUUGUGCUUGAAAUGGAGAUUGGUAGAUCAUUAGCAGAAAGAAAGCUUAGAGAACAUAAAGGAGAUAUCGUAGAAGCUUUAGUAGAAUUGACUAACUAAUAUGUUUAUAUACAAUUUAUAAAGAGAAACACAGUUGUUCAUUAGAGCUAUUCCAUUAUAAUGUAUGCGGGAGGGUAGGAACAAAACUGUUGGUCAUGGGUCUUUUUUCAGUAUGCCUCUAUUACCAUUAUGCAAAAUUAUCUAAAAAAGUGGUUCUUGGUUGUAGGGAUAAUUUGAAAGUCCUUUCCUACCCUCCAAUAUACAUUUCAAUGGAAUAGCCCUUACCCAUUUGAUGAGCUUCUGAAGAACUGGAUACUACUAAGACUGCAAUAGGAAUAGCUGCAUUAACAAGUGAAAUCAUGGACUGACUUUAAUUUUCCAUGUUGAAAUUUAAGAUCAGGCCAGACAUCUCAAUUUGUUUCAGUUCUGAUCAUUUUUUUUUAUUAUAAUUUUUAGCUAUGGAAUUUUGGUAUUUGUGUAUAUAUGAGCAUUUUUGAAAAUAGAGAUGAUUCUGAGAUGAAAAUAAACAUUAAAUGAU